Messenger RNA from Diorhabda sublineata, 3343 nucleotides. Its product is annotated as phosphopentomutase. Gene Ontology annotation, molecular function: phosphopentomutase activity; magnesium ion binding. NCBI's taxonomy places the organism in Eukaryota, Metazoa, Arthropoda, Insecta, Coleoptera, Chrysomelidae. The record is from RefSeq and is a predicted model, not a curated record. The coding region runs from base 1481 to 3301 and encodes 606 amino acids. Gene Ontology annotation, biological process: purine ribonucleoside salvage; carbohydrate metabolic process. The transcript has 10 exons.
AUUUACUGCUCAACAGACGAAAUAUGUAUUGCAAGAAGAAAAUUAUAUUUAAAAAAAAACAAGAUAUUAAUAAAUAGCUAUUAUUUUGUACAUAAUAGAUUAAUAUAAAAGAGAAGAAGAAGUACGUUGAGUUAUAUAUAAGGUGUAGUGUGACUAAAAAAGUUACUAAUUCAGAUAUAUGAAUGAAUGAAUAUUUGUUACUUCAUAUUAGUCUCGUUAUUUCAGAGGAUACACCACAAAAAGAAAAAAAACAUGCACCAUAAAAAAGAAGAAGAGCCAUUAACAUUGAAAUAAAGUGACAACAAAGCCUCGAAACAUAAAUACUUGAGCUUAACGGUAAAAUCCUUAUGGUAUUGUUAGCAUGUUGCUCUCGUUUGCAUUUCAUUCUUCUUACAUUUUCAAGUGUUUUCUUUCUUAUGUUUGUACUCAGUAGGGUUUUCACCUUGUUCCUCAAACACCAGAUAAAUAUUCGGGUUCCAAAAUUGCACUUUAUACAUCAAUUCUAGGAUUGAAGUUAUGUAUACUUUUAUUUUGUUUCACAUUUGUGUUUUUGAUCAUUUUCAAAAUGGAAUCGCAACUGAGCUGCUCAAAACGAUAUUCUCUUAUAUUAUUGGAUUCAGAAAAAAAUUCGGAAUAUGGAUUCAUACUCAAUGAAGAAGAUAUAGUUACAAAGUAGUAUACGUAUUUUGUAAUCAAGUAAUCGCGUAUCUGGUAUUCCGAGAAUUGCAAUAGAUAACAAAAUAAUUUCUGCUUAUAUUUUGAAAUUUGACACUUGACAUAAAACUCAUCGAAAUUUGGAAAGAAAUUAAAAUAAAAUAAAUUGGCUAUGUUCAUCCGAACAAAUAUGUGGUUUCAUUUCAAUCAUUCAUUUUAAAAUUUCGUUGUUCAUAUCACUGAACUUAUGCAAUUCAUUAUACAUUUAUUUGACAUAUAUUAUUACACCCAUAGACAAAGUACUACUAUACAAUGCGAAACAUAUACUUUCAAUAUUGAGCAGUUGUAUACUGUAGCUUUCUUUGUAUCUCAUUCUAAUAUAGGAACACGAAUUCCAUCAAAUGCAUAGUUUAGUAUUACUAUGUUUAUACUUGCACCUUGAUCAAAAAGCAUCAAGUUUAGAUUUGUGCUCUUAAUAUAUAAUUGACUGGGAAAAUGAGACUUCACACAAAAAGUUGGUAACAUGCGUGUAAUUUUUGUUGGUAACACUUGCUUGCUCCAAAAAAAAAACGAUAUUUAUAUUUUCUCAAAUAGUGUUUUUGUUAUCAAUUGUAGGAAUUAAAACCAAUAUAAUGAUUAUGUUUCACUGUUUUUUUGGAAAAUAGAAGUUGAUAUCUAUACGUAAAUAUAUAAAAUAGAUAUUAAAUUCAAUUGGUGUCUCAUCAACGACACGUUAUCUAUACUACCUAGAUAUAUUCAGUAUCAACUUGGAAAUAAAUGGAAUUUGUGAUUCAAUAGGUGGAGUGUUAAUUGGACCAUCAGAAAAAUGUGUGAUAUAAACACCGGUUGUGCUGCACUAGAUCAAAAAGUAGCCGAAUGGCUAUUUUUCGACAAAAACGAAACUACUGCGAACGCUAUAAGAAGUCUUUUAGCCGGAAAGCAAUUCGAUGAAAUCAAUAAAUUACUAUGUAAACGAUUAACUUUUGGAACGGCGGGAUUAAGAGGAAAGAUGGGACCGGGAUACGCAUGUAUGAAUGAUUUGGUUAUCAUUCAAACAGCCCAAGGUUUUUUAAAGUAUUUAAUCAAAAGCGACGAGAAUUUAUUAAAAGAAAGCGGCAUUGUAGUAGGAUACGAUGGAAGACACAACAGUAGAAGAUGGGCUGAAUUGACUGCGGCAAUAUUUAUUCACGCUGGAUAUCCGGUUAAAUUAUUUAGUACAGUAUGUCCCACUCCGUUCGUUCCCUAUACCGUCAGACAAUUCAAAUGUGCUAGUGGCGUUAUGGUGACAGCAUCGCACAAUCCGAAAGACGAUAACGGUUAUAAAGUUUAUGGACCGAAUGGGGCUCAAAUAAUUUCGCCAGUCGACGAACAAGUUCAAGCGAGUAUUUUAGAGAAUUUGGUACCUUUAGAUACCUCGUGGGAUACGUCAAUUUUGUCGAGCAGUUCGUUAUUGAUGGAUCCGCUGGCAGAUAUUUUUUGUCGUUAUACCAACGUGAUAUACACAGAGAUAUCGGAAGAAAGUAAAAAUCUUAACAAAAAGAUGAAUCUGUUGUUUACUUAUACGCCUAUGCAUGGAGUAGGAUACAAGUUUAUCGAAAAAAUUUUCGAAGUGAUAAACGUGAAAUUUAACGUUGUCCAGGAACAAAAAGAUCCUCAUCCCGAUUUUCCGACUGUCAAGUUUCCAAAUCCCGAAGAGGGUAAAGAAAGUUUAGAUUUAUCAUUUAAAACUGCCGAUUCCAAUGGAAGUACGAUAAUUCUAGCUAAUGAUCCGGAUGCCGAUAGAUUAGCGGUAGCAGAAAAAAAUCCUCGAACUGGAAAUUGGAAAGUUUUCAAUGGUAACGAAACAGGAACAUUACUCGGGUGGUGGAUCCUCAACUCCUUCAAGAAAAAAAAUCCCGAUUUACCAUUGGAUAAGAUUUACAUGCUCUCUAGUACGGUUAGUUCUAUGAUAUUGAAAACCAUGAGCAAAAAAGAAGGUUUCAAAUUUUUAGAUACCUUAACGGGAUUCAAAUGGUUAGGAAAUAAGGCGUUGGAAUUAGAACAACAAGGAAACAAAGUUAUAUUCUGUUUCGAAGAAGCGAUCGGUUUUUUAGUUACGACAGAAAUUUUAGACAAGGAUGGUGUAUCGACGGCAGCCCAAGUAGCAACAAUGGCUUCCUAUAUUUAUAGUCAAAAUAAAACUUUGGAUGAUCAACUUAAUGAAAUUUUCGAUACUUAUGGUCUUCAUAUUUCUUGUAAUUCUUACUAUAUUUGCCACGAACCUGCCAUUAUCAAAGAAAUAUUUACUCAAAUUAGAAAUGCGAAAGGAAAAGAUACAUAUCCACAAUCAAUUUUGAAUGGUAAAUACAAAAUAACGUCAGUUCGGGAUUUAACUACAGGGUACGAUAAUAAUCAACCAGAUAAUAAGGCGAUUUUACCAGUAUCUGCAGCUAGUGAGAUGAUAACUUUUAAUUUCGAAAACGGUUUAGUGUGUACUUUAAGGACCAGUGGAACUGAACCGAAAAUUAAAUAUUAUACGGAGAUGUGUGCGACGCCCGAAAUUAAGGAUAAACAACAACUGAUAAACAUUCAACAGGAAAUGGUGAAAGCGAUUUGCGAAGAAAUGUUGCAACCUAGUAAAUACAAUCUUAAACCGCAAGGUUCCUAAUUCAUUAACUUCACGAAAUAAUAAAAUGUAAUGGAAAAUCUA